AUGAAUAACAACAACCUGCAGCAAUGGUGGGAAAACUCAUACCGACGACAUCAUCAACAGCAAGAGCAGCAACCAACUGUGGAUAACAAUCUCAAUAUCAAUAUUGAUAACACCGAUUUGCAUUAUGCACUGCUCGAGGAUAAUUAUUAUGGCGGAAAUGGAGAUCUGGUUGGAGGUCAGUCGGGUCAUGACUUUGAUUACGACAACUAUGGCAACUUUACUCUGAUAAGUCCUUAUGAUAUCGACACUGGUCCGGAUUCUGAGCAUGCAAUUCCAUCGUUUACCAUUUUGCUGCUGGCCAUUAGCUAUGGUCUGGUUGUGUUUGGUGGUGUUGUGGGCAACUCAACGUUGGUCCUUACACUGUGCUCGGCUUCCUCGGUUCGAUUACGAAAUCCUCUGCUGUUGGCCGUAUGCAUUGCGGAUCUCUUGGUUACGGGCAUCUCAGCGCCUGUUACGCUCCUAAAUUUGGCCAUGAAUCGAGGCGCCAGAUCACUACCUCUUCUUCUCUGCAAGCUUAUACACUUUGUACAGGUCAUGCCCGUGGCAGCCAGCACAAUAUCAUUUUUCAUGCUCUCGCUGGAUCGUUAUGCCACCGUUAAGCAUCCUCGACUGGCGCAGUUGCGACAGCGUCGUUAUCUGCACGUUUCCUUGGCUAUACUCUCAUGGACCGCCUCAGCAGCUAUCAGCACGCCUUUCCUGUUUGCCUAUAAGAUAAUUGCCAAGUCAGUGAUCAUUAAGGGAGCUGGCACAAGUACAACACCGAAUCCGGUUAGCAUCAGUUGCACCUCCGAGUUGGGCGCUAAUGCGAUGUUCAUGUCCUUCAUUAUAUUUCAUACGAUUGCGGUGUUUGUAUUGCCCGGUGUGGGUGUCCUCCUCAAUCACUAUGGAGUUCGUCGCAAGCUCUGUGCACUGUCCUUAACGGCACGAGCGGCACACGGUGAACUGCCCCUACCAAUGCCCAUACUGCGCCGACAGACGCACAUGGUCAUUGUCACGGGAUGUGCCAAUGCACAGCAGGCGGCAUGCGGUGGAGCCACAACCGCAGAUGACACAUCCAACGGAAAUGGAAAUUGUGGCGGACAAAUUACUGUCAGUCCUGGCGAUAUACAGUUGCAUAAUUUACAGCCAGGCAUUCCUGUUUCCAGUGAAGCACUUGAACCUGGCUCCUAUCGCUCCUGCAAUCCCAUUUCACCAAGAGCUAUGCGGGAAAUUCGUGCCCAUUCCCAACGACAGCGCAUUCAUCGAGCGGGACGAGGUCCUGCCACUCCUGGUAUACCGUUGCCCCAGACGUCGACGCUGCGCUCGCGUCGUCAUCUGGCCAAUAUGCUAGUUGCUUCCGCCUUAAUCUUCAUCGUUUGCUGGGCGCCACAUGUCUUUUGUAUAUUCUAUAAGAAUUUCGGUUAUAAGCAAUACUGCAGCAAAACUUCCGUCUAUUUCAGUCUCUUAUUGGGCUACUUUUAUUCGGCCAUUAGUCCGGUCAUCUAUUGGGCACUCAACCACAACACGCUACGACAAUCGCCCUGUGCGCCCAUCAUCCGCCUGCGCUCCAUGCAAAAUUUCCUGCGUACGCGCUUUCGCUCGCACACCGUUCCGCCAGCGGCUUCAUCGACAAAUGAGGCAGCAUUGGGGGCAUUCAAUCCCAAGUUGAUAAAGCUAACACCGAAGCAGUAUAGAGCUCAGGCUUCUUCGCAUUAUCUCUACUAGUGUGAUACUAAACUAAAACUUGAUAUACAUAUAUACUAUACAUAACAUAUUUUUUACUUAUGACAUCUCGACCCCAAAAAUCUAUUUCCGCUAUAUGAAAAUCUCUUGAUGUUUUCCUCAAAAAAAAAAAGAAAGAAAAAACUCUCUGCUAUUAGAUGGCAAAGCGAACUACAAAACAUGAAUAUACUUACAAGCGAGAUCAUACACUGCGCAUAUACAUAUAAUACAUAAUAUAUGUACACAAAGUCAUGCAUAUAACGAGUUUACAUAGAUACAACAUAGUGUUAAUGCUUAUUUACAAUACAAUGUUUGGCCUCCGAAAGCUUUCAACUUCAAAGUAACAAAUCGCAUGAAUACAAAUUACAAAAAUACACUGAAAACAAAAACGAAUACGAAAACCAUUUAUGAACUCAUAUAGUGACUUGUUUGAAAUGUUGUUUAGUCCUUAAGCUGAAACUGAAAGAAAUUACAUACAUACAUCUAUAUACAUUAUAAAAUUGUACUAUGUUCCUUUUCAUAGAUAAGCAAUAAGAAACGCUUUAAGCCGAGUUUAAUAAACAAAUCAAACUAAACUUGAUCUAAAACUAAAUC
This is a messenger RNA of Drosophila innubila, 2295 nucleotides long. RefSeq names its product alpha-2A adrenergic receptor. The record is from RefSeq and is a predicted model, not a curated record. Gene Ontology annotation, cellular component: membrane. Gene Ontology annotation, molecular function: G protein-coupled receptor activity. The transcript has 4 exons. Gene Ontology annotation, biological process: G protein-coupled receptor signaling pathway. The coding region runs from base 1 to 1704 and encodes 567 amino acids. Lineage: Eukaryota; Metazoa; Arthropoda; Insecta; Diptera; Drosophilidae.